AAUUACUCCACACUCAAUUUAAUCUCCACCGCCGGUAACCCUCACCGCCCUCCGCCGCCGCGCACUAGAACUGGAAGGAAAUCUUCCGACUCCAAAUCCUCCUUCUUGUUCGAGUUACGCUACAAAUUUCGAUUUAUCUCACAUUUCGAUUCCUAACAUCCGAAAGCCGAGCUCGGCGUCAACGAAGGCACCUGUGAAUUGGCAUCGAGAAUCGAGCAAUGGCGGAAAUAACUUUCCGAUCCGUGCUUCUCCUCUCAGCAGUGUUUCGCGUGGUUUUGAUUUUCUACGGCGAGUGGCAAGAUGCUCACAUGGCGGUUAGAUACACUGACAUCGACUACUUCGUUUUCUCCGAUGCCGCGGCGUUAAUGGUUUCUGGAAAAUCGCCAUAUGAUAGAUCGACGUAUCGGUAUUCGCCAUUGCUAGCUUUUCUUCUGACGCCUAAUUCGUUUCUGCAUCAGUCGUGGGGAAAAUUUUUGUUUUCUGCAUCAGAUCUACUUGUGGGGUUGCUUAUCCACAGAAUUCUGAAGCUAAGAGGAGUUCCUGAGAAACUGUCUACCUACUCGGCAAUGGUGUGGCUUUUCAACCCGUUCACCUUCACGAUUGGAACACGUGGGAACUGUGAGCCCAUCGUUUGCUCCAUGAUUCUGUGGAUUUUGAUAUGUCUGAUGAAAGACAAUCUCAUACAGGCUGCAUUUUGGUAUGGCCUCGUUGUUCACUUGAGAAUAUAUCCCAUAAUUUAUGCACUUCCGAUCAUCAUACUUCUUGAUCCACUGUACUUUCGACACGGUAAAAAGCCAGCCCUCGGGAAGUGGAGUUUUAGAACCUCAGAGUCAUCCCUUGACUCAAGCAACGCAGAAAAAACUGGUUUUUGGAACUUUUUCAGAAGCCUAAUAACAUGGAGACGGGUCGUGUUUGGGAUUCUGUCUGGAACUACUUUCCUAAUCUUUACAGGAUUGAGUUUCUAUUUAUACGGAUGGGAUUUCUUGCACGAGGCACUGCUAUACCAUCUCACACGCACAGACCCUCGCCACAACUUCUCGAUUUAUUUCUACCACAUAUACCUCCACUACGAACACGAGCUUUCAAUCCUUGAAAAACUCAUCUCCUUUCUUCCACAGUUCAUAGUCCAGCUGAUUAUAAUCCUGCGCUUCGCCCCGGACUUGCCAUUCUGUUUGUUUCUUCAGACAGUGGCUUUUGUAGCAUUUAACAAGGUCAUAACAGCGCAGUACUUCGUGUGGUUCUUCUGUCUACUACCUCUAAUACUCCCGUGGAGCAAUAUGAGGCUCAAAUGGAGAGGCCUGGCUUGUGUGUCUGUGUGGAUUGGAGCGCAGACGCAUUGGCUGAUGUGGGGCUACUUGCUCGAGUUUCGAGGUAAGAACGUCUUCCUUCAGCUAUGGAUGGCAAGUCUACUCUUCUUGGCAGCCAAUACCUUUGUUAUGAUCAAUAUUAUUCGUAGCCAUGUAUUUUGCCCUCUGUUCAAACAAUCUUCAAGCAAAUCAGUGAAAGAUGAUUAGUAGGAUUUUUUUGUAUCUCUUGUGGAAUUUUUGUUGCAACAAUGGGUAGAUCUUAGAUCUUGUUUGUGUAUUUGUUUGUUUGUUUUUCA
Messenger RNA from Salvia hispanica, 1603 nucleotides. RefSeq names its product mannosyltransferase family protein (gene PNT1). Gene Ontology annotation, biological process: GPI anchor biosynthetic process. The record is from RefSeq and is a predicted model, not a curated record. Lineage: Eukaryota; Viridiplantae; Streptophyta; Magnoliopsida; Lamiales; Lamiaceae. Gene Ontology annotation, molecular function: alpha-1,4-mannosyltransferase activity; GPI mannosyltransferase activity. Gene Ontology annotation, cellular component: glycosylphosphatidylinositol-mannosyltransferase I complex; membrane.